UUCCGCUAGAAGUAUAUUUGGCGCAUUUUCAUGAGCCAAAUAUAAUUAGACGUGCUUUAAAAAUAAUGUAAUAGUGUAUUUUAUUUGCUGACUGAAAUCAUUUACAUGAUUUUUGUGCUUCUAGUUCGUGAGACAUUUGAUAUAAAAUACUGCAUUGCAUAAUUUAAUAUAUGAUUAGCUUAAAAUGCUAAAAUAGAAGUUGUCAGUUUAUGAUUAUGGUUAACCUCAACAAUUGUUGAAGUUUUAUUUCUGAAUAAGAUUAAUUGAUUGUAGUGACCAUUGUGAAAGAAUUUAUUAUUUGAAUUUACUUACGACUACUUGAUGAUGAAUCCUGAUAUUCAGAAAAAGAUUCUCAAGUUUGAAACAUUUGUCAAUGAUGUGCUGAAAGAGGAUCUUGCACAAUUAGAACAGAAACUUGAUGCUAAAAAUGCAGAUAUUGCAGAAUUUCUUCAGUUGAAGGCUAUGAUAACUACCUUUAAAAAUAAUGGCCUUGAUAAAAGUGGUUUUAAAACUCAAGUAGAUAUCGGGCAAAAUUUCUUUAUAGAAGCACAAGUUUCAGAUGCUUCUACAAUUCUGUUGGAUAUUGGUUUAGGACAUUACAUGGAACUUUCUAUAGAUGAAGCUGUGGCUGUUAUAAACGUUCGAGUUAAACUUCUAGAACAACAGAUCAAACACUUUCGUAAGGAAAUCGCCAGAACAAAUGCUCACAUCAAAUUAAUUCUCCUAGGCAUUAGGGAGUUGCAAGGAUUUGAUGACAAAAUGUAAUUUUGUAAUUUUUUUAUGUGUACAUAUUUCUCUGCUAAGAUUUGUACAUAUGUACUAGAACUUUCAAUAAAUAUUAAACGACAUUGAAA
Molecule: messenger RNA, 854 nt
Organism: Frieseomelitta varia
Lineage: Eukaryota; Metazoa; Arthropoda; Insecta; Hymenoptera; Apidae
Gene: Uxt
Product: protein UXT homolog
Exons: 2
Coding region: 322-765 (147 amino acids)
Biological process (GO): negative regulation of transcription by RNA polymerase II
Molecular function (GO): transcription corepressor activity
Source: RefSeq, a predicted model, not a curated record